Messenger RNA from Penaeus monodon (black tiger shrimp), 2206 nucleotides. RefSeq names its product mitochondrial ribonuclease P catalytic subunit-like (gene mldr). NCBI's taxonomy places the organism in Eukaryota, Metazoa, Arthropoda, Malacostraca, Decapoda, Penaeidae. Gene Ontology annotation, molecular function: protein binding; ribonuclease P activity. Gene Ontology annotation, cellular component: mitochondrial ribonuclease P complex; mitochondrion. Gene Ontology annotation, biological process: mitochondrial tRNA 5'-end processing; tRNA 5'-leader removal. The record is from RefSeq and is a predicted model, not a curated record.
AUGGCACUGCUUAGACCAGUAGUAUUAUUGCAGAACCUUCAUUGUUGCAAGGAAUUUGGACAAAUACCUUGGAAAACAGUGAGUAGUGUUUUCAUAAAGAAAAGGCUCCAUCCAUUUGCUUGCAGUGGAGUUUCAGAUCAGAUACAAUCCUUGACAACCUUCCCAAGCUGUAAAAGAGUAAGUUAUGAGAAGAAACUGGUGCAAAGGUACUUAUGCAGCACAGUGGCUAUUGACAAAUUUCCAAAAGUCAAGAGGAAAUGGGAAGGUGAUGAUACUCAAAUCCUCACUAGUAUGUUUGAUCCGAGUGAAAGGACAGACAAAGAAUGGGAAGAGGUGAUCCUCCUCAUGUCUCAGGGUGAACCAGGAUUUAGCAAGGUCAGCUGUGAUGCAUUGGUGAUGAAGCGAUGCUUGCAAGCCUCUAACUAUUUCAUAGCAACUUCGUACAUACAGUACCUGGAGAAUCAGGGUAAAGAGCCAAACUUGGCAACUCUCUCCCUCUAUCUACGUUUGUGUGGGCAGAGAGUUGUGGACUGUGGGGAAGAGAAAGUGCUGGAGCUCUACUAUCAACUUCUUAGGAAAGCCAAAGUACUAGAUGCAAACCUCAGCGAGAGUGUAAUUCUGGCUCUGACCUCAACAAGUCAGUGGAAGCUGGCCCUCAAACACGUUGCUAACAUAAGGAGGAUGUGCAACAUUAGCACAAAGGUCUAUAGCUCAAUUAUUACAGCAGCCUUUAGGAAUGGAGACUACAACACAGGCUGGCACUACCUGGAGACCAUGUGCCAGGAAGAGAAGAUGCCAACUGAUUCCACAUUGUUGGAGUGGAUUACUCAGUGUGAAAAGGCAGAGGGUGUUGAGCAAAAGCAGUCAAUGAUGGUGACAUUAUUAGACAAGCUGAUUCUCUAUGAGAUCUUCCCCAAAGUGCCAGUUAUUGAGAGUAUUGCUAACCUUUUUAGCAAAGAUCUGGGAUGGUCAAACUUGUAUGUGAAAAUGUCCAAAAGUGGAAAAUGCCCUGCCUGCAACCAGCAGUUACAUCAGCUCAGCAUUAGUGAAACAGAAUUUAAAGAGUUGCAGAAUGAAUAUGUGCCACGUGUUCUUCAUGGCUCAGAUAUAUUUCGUUCGAGUAGUCCUGAAGAGUGGCACAAGUUCCAGACAUUUUUAGAACAAAGAGGGCCAUUUUCUGUAGUAGUCGAUGGCCUUAAUGUAUCAUACCUUGCAGGAAAGAAACCCCUUAGUCAGCGAUCUGUUAUGUUGAAGCAUGUAGUGGAAAAGUUAUGCUCCACAGUCAGGAAUGGUCGCAUAUUGGUCAUUGGCAGGAAACACAUGAGGGAAUGGUCUGGAGUUGAUUUUAAUGCUGUAAAAAAGAUGGCCGAUGUAUACACCCUCGAUAACCUGACCAAGGAUGAUGGCUUCUUCAUAUAUGCAGCACUUCGAUCUGGUCAAGGGACCAAGAUUGUGUCAAGUGACAUGUUGCGUGAUCAUCUGUACCGCCUGGGAGAUGGAUCCCUGAGAGAGAUCUUUAGACGUUGGCAAAGACAACAUCAAGUUUUAGCUGUUCCAUCUGUUGGUGGUGUUCAGCUCAUUGAACCUGAAUCCUUCAGCACAACAGCUCAGAACCAGGGAACAACUGUUUGGCAUAUACCUUAUGAUGAUGGAUCACCACAUGCAACCUAUCAGCUUCCUAAGACUUGGUUAUGUACACAAGCAAAUCCACAUAGCAGCAGAAGGGAUCCACACUCUGUCAUUUGGGAGAGGACAGUCCAAAGUGUUCCCUUUACAGAAACAGACACAGAAAAGGUGGACUAUGUAGCUAAUAAAAGCUUUAGGCAACUCUCCAUAACUCCAAGGGUUUAUAUUGGAGGGAAAAACCCAAUUGGGAAAUAUAAUAGCAGAAAGGAACCUCAAACAUCAUAUUUAUCCAAUGCAAGAAAUGUACAGUAUUCUAAAAUAUAUAGCUAUAAGAAGAACAGUACAAAAGCUAAGAAAUUAGUUGUCUCUGACUUAUUUAAAGAAUGAAAAAGAAAUUAUCACAAGCCUGUAUGAAGAGCUUGAAGUAAUUGAUUUGUAUAGAUAUGUAACCACCUAGAAUGUAUACAAUAUAUGAAAGUAAUAGUAGUAACUUUCAUUGUAGUUUUGAUACUGAUGGUGGUAUUGCAUUUUAUAUAUGGGAGUAUUGUACAAAGUGCUUUCCUGAAAAGAAUUUUGUUUA